Messenger RNA from Clonostachys rhizophaga, 2874 nucleotides. The record is from the annotation of a GenBank genome assembly. NCBI's taxonomy places the organism in Eukaryota, Fungi, Ascomycota, Sordariomycetes, Hypocreales, Bionectriaceae.
AUGGCGGACAAGGAGAUCCCCCUCAUUCUUGGAAAUGACCUCUCAAUGCAUCUUGGCGACGUUGGCGAUGUCGGUGAUGUCGAUGACCUUUUCGGCGAUGCCUCAGCCUUACCGCUCCGGCCCACAGGCAUGCAGCUCGAACAACGGAUAGAUAGGCUGAGAAACCGCGGCUGCUACCAGACUGUUGCAUGGUCAAGGGUUGGGACCAUUGCCAGCAUCACUGCCGAUGGCCAAGAGCUGGAGCUUCGAUAUCUCCGAUGCAGGCCUGACAAUGGCGAGUGGGAGCUCACUGAGCCUACGACCUGUGCCCUCGUCAAAGGCACUCCGGAGAUCCCUCUGGUGCAUCUGGAGUGGGCAAUCACCAACAACCCGGAACUGGCCAUCUUCGAUGCCUCGGGACGUGUGGCCCUGCUCAUCUUCUCCACAACAAUCACACACCCCUUCCUGGUAAGGAAAUGGGAUACAGACAUCGUAGAUGAGAUGCAGUCGGUUGCCGGAGCUCAUUGGCUACCGGUGGCCCCAAAUACCCAGCCGGCAGCAGCUGCCAACUCGUCAAACGCCGGCAACCGCCAGAGCUUCAACGUCGUGUUCGGCCCCGCCGUCAAGAAUCCCCAAGGGAAUUAUCAAUACGAAUCCUCCUUCGUGCAUGCAGAGGGGCCUAAUCACCCCCUUCAAGCUAGGACCGCCUUACUCUGUGUUACCAUGGGAGGUAUUCUCAAGAUGUUUUGGAUGCAGCUGAAUAACAAGAUGGAGGAGACCACACUGGAACUGGAGAGCAUUCGCACUGCAGACGAGAUAGUGACGCAUGCCGCUUUUGCAUCUGAAAAAAAAUACCUGAUCCUCGCUCUGGUCACCGCAUCGAAGCAGCUCAAGUUCGUCAAGGUGGAAAUUCACUGGGGAAGCCAGCCCGGUAAGGCCGCAGGGCCCCAGAAUACGCGGUACAAUGCGACUCUUGUAGAGAAGCACUGUGCCACUGCCGGUUGGUCGUUGGAUUCCCUCGAGGAUGCAUCGAUGCCUGAGAUAUCUCACUUGCUUGCCCUGCCGUCGAUAUUGGACAAUUCCGGGAAGAACAUGGCGCCGCCCGUGAUCGUAUCUGUUCGAUCCCGGCCGCCCGGCGCCGGUCCAUUCGCGCCUGCUCAGUCCAUCAUCGAUCGCUGGGAGGCCGUUGAGCAGCGCCAUGGGCUGCAUCCGGCUAUCGAGCAACUCGGCAACAGAAGAAACAGUGUAUCCUCCGAGCCAUCAACGGGCACCUUUUUGCGCCCUCUGGAGCCAAUCGUUAUUCCCAAAUGUAUAAUCAACAUCCAAUCAGCACGAUAUGGAAAGAUCCUCAUCAUUACCUUUGCGGAUGGCUCGGUUGAGUACCGGGAUAGGUACACUUUCGAGGAGAUAUACACUACUCGCGAAACGGCCAAAGUAUCAAAUCUGCGCGAAGCAGGAUGGAAUUUCGCAGAGGAUAUGCCAUGCCAACAAACUGCUUUCUCCCCCACCUUCUGCUCCAUGGUCCUCAUGGGAGAGGAUGGCAAGCUCAAAUGGAGCAAGCUCAAAUACUCCGACGGUGACUUCGGGAACAGCAUGCAGGACGAGCAAUAUGCCGCCACUAUUGCCGGCCUAACAAUCACGGCAGCAACAUCCAUCAGAUCCCAAACCAAUUUUGACGACAUGCUAGCCGUGAUCAGACCCCAUGUCUCCAAGAAGAAGCUCAUGCAGGAUUGGGUGGGCGAACUUAUCCGAAUCCUUAAUAUACAGGUUGACUAUUCAGGGGAACACUCUCAUGAUGCUCUCCUCAAAAAUGAACAGAUGCGAUCAUGCCUGAGCAUUCUCAUCAAUCUCGGCUUCAAGGGGGACACCCAACCCAGGAGUUUCCAGAGUACACAUGCUCUCAUAGCGGCGACGGUGCGAAGCACUGCUUGGAAUAUCACUCUAGCCAGUAGCUCGCAUUUCCCAGUGACAGGAAAGAAGAGCCCACUUGACGAUCACGAGGUGGUGGAUGUGCUUGUCACAUCUGUCCGUUGGUCAUUGGAUCUGAUCGCCUGGCUCUCGGACUCUCUGUUCGAACUUAUGAAUGACGAUGAGUUCAUCGAGCUACUCACCCCUGCACGCACAAAUGAACUUGCCAUUUAUCUACAUACCAAAAAUGACGUCUCCCUGCAACUACUCCUGUGUUCGAGCAGCCGGAGCUUUUUGAUGGCACUGUGCCGUAGAAUUGGACACCUGGCAUUGCUUAGCAACAAGGCCAUGGAAUUUUAUCGCAAACAGUCGGCCGAGGCCAACGCAGCCAAGGCGCCGAAUCCCUACUUGAGACAGGCUUACCAGAGGCUCCAGCAGGCCACGAGCUCUGGAUUCGUGAGUGUAGGAGAAUUCGAGAAGCUGAUAACUUCCCUGAAGAUGGGCAUCAUGCACUCGUACGACAACGUCCUAACCGCCAUGGUUAAGCGCCAACCAAAUCCACCUCAGGGCAAACAAGAAGACGAGGCUGUCAAGGUGGCUCGCUCCCAGUGUGAGACUAGAAUGCUGUUGGCAGCGGCUCCUCACCCCAGCUUGAUACCCGUGCUGAAGAAAUUCUUCACUGAGGACGUUCCAGCGUUCCGCAAGACCACGGAUCCAGCCAAGCUCUUCUUUGAGAACUUUGAUGUCCUUGAUGUGUCUGACGACAAGGGCGACGUGGAUGGCGUGAAGUGGGCACACAUCGACGUCCUGUCCAAAACAAAACUUCACAUGAGCCCAACCCAGCAGUGGAGGAGAUGCACACGUUGCACGGCGGUCAUGGAGGAGCUCCCCGGUAGAGGACCAGGUUUUACUUUCUUAUUCAGUCAACAGCGGCGGUGCUUGUGCAGUGGGACCUGGGCAGUAUUGCCGCAUGGCAGACUUAUUUAA